UUGCUUUCUUUUUUAGAAGUUUUAAAACCAUGGGUUUCCGGUUGCCUGGUAUUGUACACGCUAAGAAAAAUCAAGUACCUUCAAAGGGCUUGGAUGUUCCUAAAGGCUACUUUGCAGUCUAUGUUGGGGAGAGCCAGAAGAAGCGGUUUGUGAUUCCGGUUUCAUUCUUGAACCAACCAUCAUUCCAAAAUUUGUUAAGUCAAGCUGAAGAUGAAUUUGGGUAUGAUCAUCCAAUGGGUGGUAUCACAAUCCCCUGCAGUGAAGACACCUUCCUUCAUCUCAUCUCGCGCUUUGGUGUAUGAGCACAACAUGCUAAAGUUCACCAUACAUGCACAAUUUUGACACCAGUGUCUACGAGGACAAAUUUUUGGAUCUGAAUUUGCGGCCAAGACAUCCUUCAUGAGGAGGUGCUAACUGCGGAUGAAUUGAAGACAACUUCGAUCAUUCACAGUUUAUAACUUCAAAUCGCUUGUGGGAGCUGAGGAGAAAAUGGCCAGCCUAGCA
Molecule: messenger RNA, 504 nt
Organism: Prunus dulcis (almond)
Lineage: Eukaryota; Viridiplantae; Streptophyta; Magnoliopsida; Rosales; Rosaceae
Product: auxin-induced protein 15A-like
Exons: 1
Coding region: 30-302 (90 amino acids)
Biological process (GO): response to auxin
Source: RefSeq, a predicted model, not a curated record